AUGAAGGAAAAAGAAGAUUCAGAUCUAAAGAAUUUGUCUUUAAUUGACCCCAACUGCUCCUGCAACGCUGGUGGCUCCUGCGCCUGUGCUGACUCCUACAAGUGCAAAGAGUGCAGAUGCACAUCCUGCAAGAAGAGCUUCUGCUCCUGCUGCCCCAUGGGCUGUGCCAAGUGUGCCCAGGGCUGUGUCUGCAAAGAGGCAUUGGACAAGUGCAGCUGCUGUGCCUGAUG
Carlito syrichta (Philippine tarsier) is the source of this 230-nucleotide messenger RNA. RefSeq names its product metallothionein 1H like 1 (gene MT1HL1). The record is from RefSeq and is a predicted model, not a curated record. The transcript has 2 exons. Gene Ontology annotation, molecular function: metal ion binding. NCBI's taxonomy places the organism in Eukaryota, Metazoa, Chordata, Mammalia, Primates, Tarsiidae. Bases 1 to 228 code for a protein of 75 amino acids.